AUGGCGACUUUCAUUAUUGUAUGUGAAGAAGAAGAGCGAGCUUUACACCGUGAGCGUGUUUUUCGAGACCGCUCACAGAUUCUAGACACAUUAUCGGAUGAUGUGCUUGUGGCGAGGUAUAGGAUGCCUCGUCACGCCUUGUUCAUGCUGAUCAACAAGGUUCAGCCACAUAUUAUGCCAGAUACCAAGCGUUCACACGCACUUUCCCCUGAAACCAAGGUGUUGACUACCCUAAGAUUUCUCGGGAAGGGUGAAUUUUUUGUUGAACUUGGAGAUCUUAAUGGUAUAUCCAAGUCAAGCGUAUCUAGGCUGCUUCGUCCUACCAUUCAGGGUAUAUGUGAUGCGUUGAAUAAUAUUUCCAUCGACCAGACACGGGGGAGUAUCAUUAGGACAAAGAGUGAUUUUUUCAAACUCGCAGGAUUUCCUAAGGUCAUUGGUGCCAUUGAUGGGACUUUGAUCCCGAUUGCGAAGCCCCCUGCUGACGAAGAGGCUGCUUUUGUGUGCAGAAAAGGCUUCCAUGCCAUUAAUGUGCAGGCAGUAUGCGAUGCAUCCCUCGGAUUUACUAAUGAUGUGGCAAGAUGGCCAGGAUCUGCACAUAAUUCCUCCAUUCUAAACAACAGUAUCAUUGGACAAACAUUCCAACAUGAUUGCCCAGACGGUUUUCUCCUUGGAGAUUCAGGAUAUGGGUGUCGACCAUGGUUGUUGACCCCCCUGGCAGAUCCAAGCACCCCGGCUCAGCAGAGAUACCAAUUAGCACACUGCAAGACAAGAAAUGUGGUAGAGAGGGCUUUUGGUGUCCUGAAAUCACGAUUCAGGUGUUUGCACAAAAGCACUGGAUACCUGCCCUUCUCUACCAAGAAAUGCUGCAAAGAAAUUUUGGCGUGUUUCUACUUACACAACUUCUGCAUAGACCUGCGCCUACCCCAACCAGAACCCAUGGAGGAAGACAACACAGAUGACCCCUACCAAGGAGCGGUCAAUGACGGCCACCAAGUCCGACAACACCUCAUUGACUAUUUCUUCACAGCAUGA
Molecule: messenger RNA, 1032 nt
Organism: Haliotis rubra (blacklip abalone)
Lineage: Eukaryota; Metazoa; Mollusca; Gastropoda; Lepetellida; Haliotidae
Product: putative nuclease HARBI1
Exons: 4
Coding region: 1-1032 (343 amino acids)
Source: RefSeq, a predicted model, not a curated record